This is a messenger RNA of Vollenhovia emeryi, 519 nucleotides long. Its product is annotated as protein PXR1-like. The annotation marks the transcript as partial. The record is from RefSeq and is a predicted model, not a curated record. The transcript has a single exon. Lineage: Eukaryota; Metazoa; Arthropoda; Insecta; Hymenoptera; Formicidae.
AUGGUUGGAAUGGAAAAAAGAAUUAGAGAAGCAAUAGAGAAAGUAGAAGGAAAGAGAGAUAUAGGAAGAGGAAAAAGGAGAGGAUGGUGGGAUGAAGAAUGCAAGGAAGUGAAAAGGACAGUGAGGAAAGCAUUAAAAGAGUGGAUGAGAGGAAAAGGCGAGAGGCGAGAAUACAGAAGAAAAAGGAAGGAGUACAAGGAGUUAUGUGAAAGGAAGAAAGAAGAAGAGAACAAGAAAUUGGAAAAAGAAGCGGAAGAAGCGAACACAGAAGAAAAGGUGUGGAGGGUAGUGAACGCGGAAAGAAAGAAAAGGAAGAGGAUAAACGGGGAAAUAGAAAUGAGGCAAUGGGAAGAGUAUUUCAAAACUUUGCUGAGAGGAGUGGAAAACAAGGUGAUAUGGGGUGGGAAAAGGGGGGAGAGAAAGGGAGAGGAAAAGGAGAUAGAGAGGGAAGAGAUAAGAAGAGCAAUAAGUAAGGUGAAGGAUGGAAAAGCUGCAGGAAAGGACGGAAUACCAAAUGAA